AUGGACGCUCGUGCAAAGAUCUCGAAGUUAUUUUCAAGCGCAACGGCUGCACUGAACAACGCUGCCACUGGGACUGGGACUGGGACUGGUGGAAGUGCCGCCGCUGAAACUACUACGGCUCAACCGCUGCAGUCGAUCAAGCCUUACAAUUUGAUUGGAUAUACUCAGUCCUCACAAAGAAGCAGCAGCAGCAGUAACCAGAAGCAUUCGGCAUCGUUAACCGCCUCAUCGGCGAAUCAGCAUGGCACCAGCAACAGUCAACGACCGUCACCUCUAACCACGGUGCUAACUCAGAAUGCCGUCCAGCAAAAUGCUGCCUCAUCGCCAGUACGAGCACGAUUGACACUUGGUGGUACCACGAGCAAGCAAAAUAUGCAUAGCUCCUCACCUCACUCGCGCAUCUGGAGCCCGACUGGAGCUACAAGCCCAUGCCAAGUGUCACCGUCAGAUGAGCAAUGCUAUCGACGUACGCUAGCCGACGCUAGUUCUGAUCCUACAGGCGGCAGCACAAUCGUAACAAGACGACUUGAAGAUGGUCAUUUGGACGUUCGUUUCGUCUACUCAAGGGACUUCAUUUUGGCCGCAUCUUCAAGCCCCUACGCACUGGUGCCACCAUCAAAUGUCAAAAAAAUAGUGGCGGAAAUGGGCGAGAUCAUUGCCCCGUUUCCGACCAGUUUCUUCAAUUCAUUGAAGAAAGACACAUUUCGCUGUGACGAUUCAAAUGAACUGCUAAGCACUGAUUCAGUAUCGGUCAAUCCCGAGUCUGUGCAACUGCAAGCACAACACUGA
Messenger RNA from Anisakis simplex (herring worm), 789 nucleotides. The record is from the annotation of a GenBank genome assembly. Lineage: Eukaryota; Metazoa; Nematoda; Chromadorea; Rhabditida; Anisakidae.